Messenger RNA from Chironomus riparius, 798 nucleotides. The record is from the annotation of a GenBank genome assembly. NCBI's taxonomy places the organism in Eukaryota, Metazoa, Arthropoda, Insecta, Diptera, Chironomidae.
AUGAGUGAAAUUCCAUUAAUUUAUAAAGACAAGUGCUUGAUUAGACGCAAAGUUUAUCAUAUUAGUGACUCCUCUACCUUUUUCGUGACAAAAAAACUAGAAUUUAUUGAAAUCAACAAAAACCAAGAGAUUGUUAAUUAUAUUAAGUUACAAAAUAGUGAUGAGACAUUUAAUGAUGUUGAUAUACCUGAUAAGAUCCAGUUAAAGACAUAUGAACGAUUAGAUUCAUCGUUAAUACUGUUAUUUCAAUUAAGAGACAAAGUUUUUGUAAUUAAACGUAAACGGUUUGAAAUAAAGUUAAUUAAAGUAUUUCAUGAAGUAGACAGUUUUAAAAUUAAAGGUCAAAUAAAGAAUAAUGAAAACGUCGUUGUUCUGAAAAUGAAGGACGGAAGCAGUGAACAGACAUCAUUUAAUGAUGAGGAAUUUGACAAAGAAACUCGCGAAAAUAAUGUUGAAUUAAUUAAAUCGAUAGAUUCCAAUAUUAAGUACCAAAAGACAUGCAUGAUAAAAACACUCAAAAAUAUUACACUCAAGCAGCAAUUAAAAAUUUAUUUAAUGAUUGGGAAGCAAAAAUUUCUACCUAGAUUUAUGAGGCUACAUGUAAGUUCAUUAAUUUUUAUGUGCUAUGUUGUUCAAUUAAUUAAAAAAGUUCAUGUUUCUGUAAAUCCCACAUGUGAUAUAAAGGAUCCAAAUGAUGUAUCUCCAUUGGUCAGAUUUGGCUGUAUUUUUAGUCGAGUAUGUAACGAUAAACUUGUCAUCGGAAUUCCGGUUUUCAAUGCAUCCUCGCUGGAAAGGUAA